This is a messenger RNA of Didymodactylos carnosus, 873 nucleotides long. Lineage: Eukaryota; Metazoa; Rotifera; Eurotatoria; Philodinida; Philodinidae. The record is from the annotation of a GenBank genome assembly.
AUGAAACUAUUCUUGCAGGAACAUGGUAAUGAUCUACACAAUAGAAGUGUAUUCUGGUGUAAGUUUCGAUAUUACGUUGUCUAUGUUCUGGCGUCAGCGUCAUCCAGUUAUAUAGUAUUGGCUACAAUUGAUCGUUAUGCAGUGUCAUUUUCAUUAAAUUCAAAAAUUCGACAAAUGUGUCAAAUGAAAGUUGCCCGUCGCCUUCUUUGUCUACCCUUUGUUAUAUGGUUAAUUGGCUAUUUUCAUAUGUUGAUUUGGUUUGAUCUCAUUGGCUAUGAUGAUGGAAAUGGUAACAUCAGUAUAUUUUGCAACACAGCUGAAGGUUUUUAUACAAUAUUUUAUUCUACCUUUGAAAUUGUCUGUAUUGGUAUUCUGCCAUCAUCAUUAAUGCUUAUAUUUGGACUUUUGACAAUCUAUAAUUUAAGACAGAGUCGUCAGAGAAUCGUUACAACUUCUCAGGCAGCAACCAGCCGCAUUUUAACAACAAGGCAAGUACAACGCGACUCACAACUAUUGAAAAUGCUGCUAAUUCAAGUUAUAUUCAGUAUUAUAUGUGAAUUAACAUCAAUGAUUGGCGAUUCCUAUGAUACCAUUGUAGCCUAUCUUCAAAGAACAGAUAGACAAGUUGCCAUUGAUUCACUGUUUACACAAAUAUGUCGAUAUUUUUUCUAUGCAAAUUAUUGUAAAAGUUUUUACUUGUUUACAAUGGCAAGUCCUUUAUUUCGGAAGACAUUCAAAAUGUUUGUUAUAAAAAAGUUAUUCCGAUACGAUUAUCUUGGUUCGAAAAUCGGCACGAGCAACGCAGCCAUUAAAGAUCGUCCACAGACACAAUUACCAGCAAUAAUCAAAGCAGCAUAUCAAAAUGAAAAAUGA